Molecule: messenger RNA, 744 nt
Organism: Wallemia ichthyophaga EXF-994
Lineage: Eukaryota; Fungi; Basidiomycota; Wallemiomycetes; Wallemiales; Wallemiaceae
Exons: 2
Coding region: 1-744 (247 amino acids)
Source: RefSeq, a predicted model, not a curated record
AUGACCGGUCGAUUGAAAUUUAAAAAAAGCAGCAACCAAUCGGAUUCCGAGAUUUUUGACAAGACGAAAGAGAAGUUCAAGAGGCGGUGCACGCGCAUAAGUCCUCCGCGGUAUGCAUAUCUCGACGAGCCUAUUAGUCCGCCGAGAAAGACACGCAGACGGCGUUGGAAUGGCGAUGAUGCUGACGCAGAAGAGGAAGAAUUCAACGCCAAGUUAUACGAUGUCGGUGGUGAGGAUGGUGCGUUUGAAGCAUACGUACCUCCACCAUGGCGAGGUGGGGAAUCUUAUACCAGCUAUUUGGAUACAUUUUCAAACGACAGCGACGACGACGAGAGAUAUGCGGAGAAUAUAAGGCAGAAAAUGUGGGAGAAAUCUCACCCAGGAGAAGCACAGCAUGCGCGUGAGUUUGCAAAGAUGAAAUCAGAUCGAAGGAAUAUUACGAGUCGAGCGAAAUACGCAGCUCGCGAUGAAAUACACAGCGAGCAGGCAGAACAAGCUGCUAAACAGAUCAAUGAGGCAGAGAAGCAAGCAGAAGCCAAACGACAGUCAUUCAGGUCAUUCUGGCUGAAUACUCCGGGUAAAAUCACCUCAAGCAAUAUCAAAUACCCCUCAUUCGAUGGUUGCAUUAGCGAGAGCAGCGUCAGUAGCUUCUUGCAACUCUCUCAUUUACGCGCAUCCGAUAAGAAACGCGUGGUGAGAGACGUUAUGCGCAUUUUCCACCCAGACAAGAGAAAGUGUCCAUGA